This is a messenger RNA of Drosophila subobscura, 3328 nucleotides long. RefSeq names its product frizzled-2 (gene fz2). The transcript has 7 exons. The coding region runs from base 1215 to 3290 and encodes 691 amino acids. Gene Ontology annotation, molecular function: Wnt receptor activity; Wnt-protein binding. Gene Ontology annotation, cellular component: plasma membrane. Gene Ontology annotation, biological process: canonical Wnt signaling pathway; non-canonical Wnt signaling pathway. NCBI's taxonomy places the organism in Eukaryota, Metazoa, Arthropoda, Insecta, Diptera, Drosophilidae. The record is from RefSeq and is a predicted model, not a curated record.
UUCGAAGUGGAAAUCACCGGAAAAACUACAUAGCGCGGCUGAAAACACACAGAAAAGCGACGUGGAGAAAAUUGCCCAUCAUAAAAAUCAAGAGCAGACGCCAGCGGAAGCAGAGCGUCAGCGGCAGUGUCAGUGGCAGCGCGCGGAAUGCGAAACGCGAAUGAAUGCGACAACGAAUGCUGAUAACAAAGCGUGCGACGCGUUAAUAACAAUAACAAAAGCAGAAGAACAACAAGAAUCGUACAAAAAAACACAAGAGAAUCGCGCGUUUAAUUAACGGACUACGACGCCAGCAGCGCAGUCGACGUCGACGUCGCGUGUGAUGAUAGUGUGGCCAUAGUGUGUCAGUGUGUGCGUGUGCGUAGGAGUUUCUUUUGAUAUAAAAACUGCAUUUGAUUGCAUUUUCGGCGGCAUUUGCGAAACGACCGGCCGCCGGCAAAGAACAUAAAAACCAAACAAAAGGCAAAUCGAUAAGCAAAACGAUCAAAUGUGAAAAAUUACUAUUUAAAAAACAAAGAAAAACCAACAACAAAAUUCGAUGUAAAAACUUAUAAAAUAUACGUAAAAAAUGCAACCAUUCCGUUCCGUGCCGUGCUAAGAAAAACAACGUAUACGAUCCGAAAUUUAUAUAAAUCUAUAUCUAACUAUAAACCUAAGUGUAUUCUAAACAAUUCUAAUGUGCAAUUGAAACAAUCAAUUUUGUAAUAUAACUGAGGAUUUAAUGAAAGAAUAAGUGAAGAAAGAGUUACAAUAAAACAUCUUUAAACGGAGACUUUUGUUUGGAAGCCUUUAAGCUACCGAAAAAAAACAGGAACCGAACAGCAUUUAACCAUCAAAUAUUUCAAUCUGCGCUUGGCACUCGCUUGACUUCUGUCUGGUUUAUUGAGUGCAGGCACACAGCAGUUGAGACGAAACAGAGGAGAUUCCCGUGUAUGAAACCAGAGGAGCAGAUCUACCAGAAAACAGCUAAUAAAUAAAACCCAACGGAAUGGAAAAAAUGCUAGGCCAGGCCGUUUGUCGAGCGUUGACAAUUUGACGCUGGAUCUGAAGAGAAUCUACUUUGCACUCGCCUUCGUUCACCUUCCCUCCCGCGAGAAAGGGUAGUGAGAGAGAGAGAGAGAAACGCAGAGUUAGAGCCACCCCAAGGGUGCGUUAUUCCCCACUCAACAAAAAACUCAAGCUUACAGAAAGCUCAAAGCUACAACGCACACACAAUGCAGUGCCACAAGAACAAGCGAGUGGCAGGACUACUCGUAGUGCUGAUCCUUUGCAUCGUCAGCAGCGGCAGGGCACUGCCAGACAGUCCACAGCACAGUCUCGACCAUGGCAUGGGCAUGGGAAUGGGAUCCCACGGCAUGGAUGUGAGUCCUGCGCCAGGGUAUGGUGUGCCAGCCAUACCCAAGGAUCCAAACUCGCGCUGCGAGGAGAUCACGAUACCCAUGUGCCGCGGCAUCGGCUACAAUAUGACAUCGUUUCCCAACGAAAUGAACCACGAGACGCAGGACGAGGCGGGCCUGGAGGUGCAUCAGUUCUGGCCUUUGGUGGAGAUCAAGUGCUCGCCGGACCUCAAGUUCUUCCUGUGCAGCAUGUACACGCCGAUCUGCCUGGAGGACUACCACAAGCCCCUGCCCGUGUGCCGCAGCGUCUGCGAGCGUGCGCGCUCCGGCUGUGCCCCCAUCAUGCAACAGUACAGCUUCGAGUGGCCCGAGAGGAUGGCCUGCGAGCAUCUGCCGCUGCAUGGGGACACGGACAAUCUGUGCAUGGAGCAGCCUUCGUACACGGAGGCGGGUGGUAGUGGCGGCAGCAGCGGCGGAUCGGGCAGCUCUGGCAGCGGCUCGGGAGGAUCGGGCGGCAAGCGCAAGCAGGGCGGCAGCUCUGGGGGCAGCUCGGGCGGCUCGUCGACGUCGAACAAGUGCCGCGGAAGGAAUUCAAAAAACUGCCAAAAUCCCCAAGGGGAAAAGGCAAGCGGAAAAGAGUGCGCGUGCUCGUGCCAGUCGCCGCUAAUCUCCCUGGGGAAGGAGCAGCUCAUGCAGCAGUCGCCCAUGCGGCACCAUCACUGGUACAUGAACCUGACUGUCCAAAGGAUCGCCGGCGUACCAAACUGCGCCAUUCCGUGCAAGGGUCCGUUCUUCAGCAACGACGAAAAGGACUUCGCCGGCCUCUGGAUCGCCCUGUGGUCGGGUCUAUGCUUCUGCAGCACCCUCAUGACCCUAACCACAUUCAUCAUCGACACCGAAAGGUUUAAGUACCCGGAACGGCCGAUUGUCUUCCUCUCCGCCUGCUACUUCAUGGUGGCCGUUGGCUACCUCUCGCGCAACUUCCUCCAGAACGAGGAGAUCGCCUGCGACGGGCAUCUGCUCAAGGAGAGCUCCACCGGCCCCCACUCGUGCACCCUGGUCUUCCUGCUCACCUACUUCUUCGGCAUGGCCUCCUCCAUCUGGUGGGUGAUCCUCAGCUUCACCUGGUUCCUGGCCGCCGGCCUCAAGUGGGGCAACGAAGCGAUCACCAAGCACUCGCAGUACUUCCAUCUGGCCGCCUGGCUGAUACCCACCGUCCAGUCGGUGGCCGUGCUCCUGCUCUCCGCCGUCGACGGUGAUCCCAUUCUGGGCAUCUGCUACGUGGGCAACCUCAAUCCGGACCACCUGAAGACCUUCGUGCUGGCCCCGCUCUUCGUCUACCUGGUGAUUGGCACGACCUUCCUGAUGGCCGGCUUCGUGUCGCUCUUCCGGAUACGAUCGGUGAUCAAGCAGCAGGGCGGCGUGGGCGCCGGCGUCAAGGCCGACAAGCUGGAGAAGCUGAUGAUCCGCAUCGGCAUCUUCUCCGUGCUGUACACGGUGCCGGCUACCAUUGUCAUCGGCUGCUAUCUGUACGAGGCCGCGUACUUCGAGGACUGGAUCAAGGCGCUGGCCUGUCCCUGCGCCCAGGUGAAGGGUCCCGGCCGUAAGCCCCUCUACUCCGUGCUGAUGCUCAAGUACUUCAUGGCCCUGGCCGUGGGCAUCACCUCCGGCGUGUGGAUCUGGUCCGGCAAAACGCUCGAGAGCUGGCGCCGCUUCUGGCGUCGAUUGUUUGGGGCGCCCGAUCGCACUGGGGCCAAUCAGGCGCUGAUUAAGCAGCGACCGCCCAUUCCGCAUCCGUACGCCGGUUCCGGGAUGGGCAUGCCCGUGGGCUCGGCGGCUGGAUCGCUGUUGGCCACGCCCUACACACAGGCUGGCGGCGCCUCGGUGGCCAGCACCAGCCACCACCAUCUGCACCACCAUGUUCUCAAGCAGCCGGCGGCCAGCCACGUAUGACAUGGAGAGUCGGGAGGAGCUUCAACCAUGGGCGGUGG